UUUACAAACAAAACAUAUGCAUUCUAGCUUAAUUUUUUUUUUCAAGUGGUGGUUAAUCACUUGACAGUCCAUUUCCCUGCAUCUUUGUACCAAAACUUUUUAUGUUUCUUGACAUGCUCUUUUUUCUGCUCCUAUUUGUCCAUUCUGGUUCAUAACCAAGCUCCUAACUUCCCCUUAACAAUAAAAGCCAUCCUAAACCAUGUUAAUUGGCUCAUCAUUUUCUCAUGAGUUCAUCUAAUGUGUACUUACUUUCUCUUCUCUGUUACCUUCUUGACCUUGCAGGUAACCAGGAUAGCCACAAUCCUUAUUUUGGUGGCAAUCUCGGGUCUAAGAGGAGCUGAGGCCAGGAAAGGAAGGACACUGGAGUCCUUUGAGUACACAGCUAUAAGUUGCAGAGGCCACACUGCAUCAAUAACAGAUUUUGGAGGAGUUGGUGACGGGAAAACAUCAAAUACUAAAGCAUUUCAGGAUGCAGUUAAUCAUCUCAGCCAGUAUGCAUCCGAUGGGGGGGCUCAGCUGUAUGUUCCUGCUGGACAAUGGCUGACUGGUAGCUUUAGCCUCACUAGCCAUUUCACUCUUUAUCUUCACAAGGAUGCUGUUCUCCUUGCUUCUCAGGAUAUGAGCGAGUGGCCUGUUUUGAAGCCAUUGCCAUCGUAUGGUCGAGGAAGGGAUGCAGCUGCCGGAAGGUUUACCAGCCUCAUUUUUGGAACUAAUCUCACCGACGUCAUUGUUACAGGGGCCAAUGGUACAAUCGAUGGUCAAGGUGCAUUCUGGUGGCAAAAUUUCCACAAGGGCAAACUGAAAUACACCCGACCUUACCUAAUCGAAUUCAUGUACUCUGAUACAAUUCAGAUAUCAAAUUUAACUCUUCUCAACGCCCCAUCAUGGAAUGUUCAUCCAGUUUACAGCAGUAAUAUUCUUGUACAAGGCAUUACCAUCAUUGCUCCUAUCACAUCUCCAAAUACGGAUGGCAUCAAUCCUGAUUCUUGCACAAAUGUUAGAAUUGAGGACAGCUACAUAGUCUCAGGAGAUGACUGUAUAGCAGUGAAGAGUGGUUGGGAUGAGUAUGGCAUUUCAUUCGGGAUGCCCACCAAACAAUUAGUCAUCAGGCGGCUGACAUGCAUUUCUCCUUACAGCGCAGCCAUUGCGUUGGGAAGCGAGAUGUCGGGUGGAAUCCAGGAUGUCAGAGCAGAAGACAUCACCGCCGUCCACACAGAAUCUGGGGUCAGGAUCAAGACUGCUAGAGGAAGAGGAGGGUUCGUGAAAGACAUAUACGUGAAGAGAAUGACUUUGCACACCAUGAAGUGGGUGUUUUGGAUGACAGGAAACUAUAAAGCGCAUGCUGAUAAUCACUAUGACCCCAAUGCACUGCCCGUGAUUCAAGGGAUCAAUUACAGAGACGUCGUGGCGGACAAUGCGUCGAUGGCGGCCAGGUUGGAAGGAAUUGAAGGUGAUCCUUUUACGCAGAUCUGUAUAUCGAAUGUCACCAUUGGACUGGCAGCCAAGGCUAAGAAGGUGCCAUGGACUUGCACUGACAUUGAGGGGAUCACAAGCGGAGUAAGCCCUCGGCCAUGUGGCCUGUUACCUGACCAAGGGCCGGGAAAAAUUACAGCUUGCGACUUUCCGCCAGAGCCAUUGUCCAUUGAUAGGGUGGUGCUCAAAAGUUGUACCUAUAGGGUGAAUUAUAUGUGACUGAUACUAGCAACGUAGAACUAAGUUGGUUGCUAGAUGUAGUUAGAGUUGUUGCAGUUGGGACCUCUUUUAGUCUAUCCUCAAUGUUGCUGUUUCUUAUCUUAUGAAGAGUUACAUUAUAUUUUAUGUAAAGUGGUAUCUAGCUUUUGUCC
Molecule: messenger RNA, 1844 nt
Organism: Theobroma cacao (cacao)
Lineage: Eukaryota; Viridiplantae; Streptophyta; Magnoliopsida; Malvales; Malvaceae
Product: putative polygalacturonase
Biological process (GO): carbohydrate metabolic process
Molecular function (GO): polygalacturonase activity
Source: RefSeq, a predicted model, not a curated record